AGUCCAAAACUUUGUUUUCUGAUAAUUACUUUAUAUUCCAACACACACUCACUCAUUUCUCUCCACCAUCUUCUCUCACUCUCUCAUUUCCCCUCUUUCUCUCUCUACUGUUGAGAGGAGUACAUCUUAUUAAAUAUGUCCGAAUUGGAGGUUCCCUUCCGCCCUAAGAGGAAGAAGACUUUGGUGGACUUCUUUGUCCAGUUCCGAUGGAUUGUUGUUAUAUUUGUUGUCCUUCCAAUCUCUGCCACAAUCUAUUUUCUUCUAUAUCUCGGCGAUGUUAGAUCCGAGUGGAAAUCCUACAAAACACGCCAAAAAGAACAUGAUGAAAAUGUCAAGAAAGUUGUUAAACGUCUCAAACAGAGAAACGCAGCCAAGGAUGGUCUGGUUUGUACAGCCAGGAAGCCAUAUAUUGCUGUGGGAAUGAGAAAUGUGGAUUACAAAAGGGCUCGCCACUUUGAGGUUGAUCUUUCAGCUUUUAGGAACAUUAUUGAUAUUGACACAGAGAAUAUGAUAGCCAAAGUUGAGCCUCUGGUCAAUAUGGGGCAGAUUUCAAGAGCAACUGUACCAUUGAAUGUUUCUCUGGCAGUAGUUGCUGAGUUGGAUGAUCUAACUGUUGGUGGCCUUAUUAAUGGCUAUGGGAUCGAAGGAAGCUCCCAUAUUUAUGGCCUAUUUGCUGACACAGUCGUGGCUUAUGAGUUAGUUCUGGCUGAUGGACGGGUUGUCAGAGCCACCAAGGACAAUGAGUUUUCCGAGCUUUUUUACGCUAUUCCAUGGUCUCAGGGUACUCUAGCAUUGCUUGUUUCUGCUGAAAUUAAGCUUAUUCCAAUAAAGGAGUACAUGAGGCUGACAUACACUCCUGUGAAAGGUAGUUUGAAAGAUCUUGCCCAGGGUUAUAUUGAUUCUUUUGCACCAAAAGAUGGAGAUCAAGACAAUCCCGAAAAGGUCCCUGAUUUUGUGGAAGGCAUGAUUUACAAUCCUUCUGAAGGUGUGAUGAUGACAGGUAGAUAUGCUUCCAAAGAAGAGGCCAAGAAGAAGGGAAAUGUGAUCAAUAGCUGUGGAUGGUGGUUUAAACCCUGGUUCUAUCAGCAUGCUCAGACAGCCCUUGAACGAGGGGAGUUUGUGGAGUACAUUCCUACCAGGGAAUAUUAUCACCGACAUACAAGAUCUCUGUACUGGGAAGGAAAGCUUAUCAUUCCAUUUGGUGAUCAAGCGUGGUUCAGAUUCCUUCUUGGAUGGUUGAUGCCACCAAAGGUUUCCCUUCUUAAAGCUACUCAAGGUGAAGCCAUCAGAAACUAUUACCAUGAGAACCAUGUGAUUCAGGACAUGCUUGUUCCUCUAUACAAGGUUGGAGAUGCUCUUGAAUGGGUCCAUCGUGAAAUGGAGGUUUACCCUCUUUGGCUCUGCCCACAUCGUCUGUUUAGGCUGCCCGUCAAAACCAUGAUAUAUCCUGAACCAGGCUUCGAGCAGCACAAGAGACAGGGUGACACUUCAUAUGCUCAGAUGUUCACUGAUGUUGGUGUCUACUAUGCACCAGGACCUAUUCUGCGUGGUGAGGUGUUCGAUGGUGCUGAGGCUGUCCGAAAGCUGGAGAAGUGGUUGAUUGAAAACCAUGGAUUCCAGCCACAAUACGCUGUCUCUGAGCUAAAUGAGAAGGACUUCUGGAGGAUGUUUGAUGCCUCACUUUAUGAGAAGGCAAGGAGGAAAUAUGGAGCAGUUGGAACCUUCAUGAGUGUAUACUACAAAUCCAAGAAGGGACGUAAGAGCGAGAAGGAGGUGGCUGAGGCCGAGAAAGAGCAAGCUGAAGUUGAGACACCCGACGCUGAGGUUGAAUAGUUGUAUUAUUUGGCACUAGCUGAAAUUUAUUCUGAGACACUUCGUAGUUGGAUUUGUUGCUUAACUUUUCAGAUGGGCAGAAACACUUGCUUUUCUCCCCCCUUGUUUAAUUUUUGUAGCUUGCAUGAUUUGGCUGUAUUGACUCUAUUGUGCUGCUAACUGGCUAGAUUUGUGUUUGAAUCAUACUUUCGACUGUUGGAAAAGAGUAUACACAGCCACAGAUGUUUGAUUGUCC
Messenger RNA from Chenopodium quinoa (quinoa), 2068 nucleotides. RefSeq names its product delta(24)-sterol reductase-like. The record is from RefSeq and is a predicted model, not a curated record. Gene Ontology annotation, biological process: steroid metabolic process. NCBI's taxonomy places the organism in Eukaryota, Viridiplantae, Streptophyta, Magnoliopsida, Caryophyllales, Amaranthaceae. The coding region runs from base 136 to 1833 and encodes 565 amino acids. The transcript is spliced from 3 exons. Gene Ontology annotation, cellular component: cytoplasm; membrane. Gene Ontology annotation, molecular function: FAD binding; oxidoreductase activity, acting on the CH-CH group of donors, NAD or NADP as acceptor.